Sodiomyces alkalinus F11 is the source of this 1866-nucleotide messenger RNA. RefSeq lists its product as hypothetical. Bases 117 to 1400 code for a protein of 427 amino acids. The record is from RefSeq and is a predicted model, not a curated record. Lineage: Eukaryota; Fungi; Ascomycota; Sordariomycetes; Glomerellales; Plectosphaerellaceae. The transcript has a single exon.
ACACCGAGGAGGCUACACACGCCCCUGUCACUCCGGAGCGUGUUGAAACGCGAAACAAUGUCGGCAAUGAUGAUGCCAGCGCCUCGGCAGAGUCCUUGGAAAAUACCCAGGCUUCCAUGGUAGAACAAGACACUAUGAAAGAGGUCGCUCAUGCGCCUGCGAGCAAGGAGGUAAAUGAGAAUGACGACAACAUUAGUCAGACCACUUCGUUCUGUUCCGAGGCUUCUGGGGGAAGAUCCAAGAGGUCCAAACACAGGAAGAACAAGAAGAAUGGCCAGCAGAGAAUAAACCAGGCUGACAACUCGGAGAAGCGUGCUGGCGAGCCUUUUGAUGCGGUCAAGAGCCACCCACCGCGAGAUGCUGCUGAGGCAGAUGCAGGCAAGCCUGCCGAGGACCAGACGUGUUCAGCUUCCGGAAAGCAGCCUGACAUUGCUGCUACGGCAACCGUUGACAAUCCUCGAACCCGGAAGGAGGUUAACCGGUCUGUAAACGAUAACGAGCCCGUCUCUCCCACUUCCCACCUUGGUCAGCGGAAGAACAACCGAUUCCCAAAGGGCAAGAAGGAGACGAGCUUGCUGCAUAGAGCUUCCGUCAAUAAUCUGAAGAAUGCGGCAGCGGCUGCUGGUGUCACAAACCCGUCAUCUGCCCCGGCAGCUCCUGGGCAGCGAGAAAGCGACAACUCCGAAACCCACGAGCGCCCGCUCGAGACUAGUGGCCCCCCACGGCGCUCGACACCUUCGGAGUGCGAGAGCACCACGGAGACCUGGUACACUUCCAAGUCACGGCAGACCAGCUGCGACUCUCAGGAUUUACCGUCCAGAUCGGCCACUGCUGGUACCGGAAAUGCCGCUGGUGUCGCCUCGCCCAACAAGACGGGAGAAGCCAGUGAACAUGUCGCAGCUGAGCCCGUCUCCUCCUCCAAAAGGGCUGUGAGCAUGAAUCCCCGAUCGCGGAACGUUUCUGUGGCUAUACCCUACAAUCUGUUCGGCAGAGGGCAAGCCCAAUCUCGAUCUUCAGAAAGUACUGAGUCAUCGGCUUCGUCUCAGACGAUUACACCUAGUUCUUCGCCCAUCAAAAAAGACGAAUCCCCUCCGUUGGAUAAGAAGCCGCUUCCUGCGGUUUGGCCAACUCCAACGCACGCCAUUCCCUCGUCGACCGUAGCGACCUCGGCUCAGACAGGUGCUUCUCGGCAGGACGACGUCACCACUCAGGGCGACACCAGCCUCACUGAGCCUCCAGCCAGCACGGCGGGGGGAAGUCCCGAGAAGAACGGCGCAGGUGCCAGCCGUAACAACAGCGAAGACGAGUUCCCUUCCCCGCAGGCAGCCAGGGAGGGCGCGGAUCUCCACUGUCGGAAGUUGGCACGGCGUGGGCAGGAUCGGAGCGGGUGCAGACCAUGAGCAGACGCUCCUCCACUAAGAAAUCCGCAGACGGUACCGCGGGGCAGGUGACUUCUUCUGCUCAUACGAGUCCUACGAAAAAGACGAGUGGGGUUGUCGAGUCUGCUUCUCGGGCCGGUUCUCCUGUCAAGUCGGGAUCGAAGAAGAAGAAUCAUGGCAAGGAGGGCGAAGAUGGCAGCCAGUAAAAUGAUAUUCGAGUUGUGGGCGAAGGAAACACAAAGAAGGGUGAUGGUGGUGGGAGGAUGGCUAAUGGUAAGCUGGAGUUUUCAUUUUCAGAAGAGAGAAAGAGAGUGAGAGAACGGAAAACAAACCCGGAGCCAAGGCUUAUCCGGUAACUCGUAGCUAGGGGAUCGGAAGCGUUAGCACAAGUGAGAUAAGUGAGUACAGCUACCUGAGGUGGUCUAGCUAGGAGAUAACGCUUUAUGUGAAGGAUUUGGCCGAGCUUUGAGACGUUCCAUGUUACGAG